Messenger RNA from Papaver somniferum (opium poppy), 1052 nucleotides. RefSeq names its product cysteine-rich repeat secretory protein 55-like. The record is from RefSeq and is a predicted model, not a curated record. NCBI's taxonomy places the organism in Eukaryota, Viridiplantae, Streptophyta, Magnoliopsida, Ranunculales, Papaveraceae. The transcript has a single exon. Bases 39 to 833 code for a protein of 264 amino acids.
UAAGAACACAUCCAAACUCCAAAGAGUACAACACUCCAAUGGCGUCAUUUUUCUCAUACCAUCUCAUCUUCAUCAUUUCACUUCUUCUUGCUUUUACUUACGUCAAUGCAGAAGAUCCUUGGUGGAGCUUCUGCAAUGACAACAAGAAAAUAAACAGCACAAAAAUGUCAUCCAACAUUGAUGAUAUACUACCCAAAUUAGUAUCUCAAACUUUAAACCAAGGUUACACGUUUCUCUCUUCCGGUUCCGGCAAUGACCGUGUUUACGGUCAAGCUCAAUGCCGAGGGGAUGUUCUAAACACCAAAGAAUGCUCCAAGUGUGUCCAAGAAGCAUCACUCCAAAUCCAAAAGACUUGUCCCGACCAAGCCGAUGCAAGAAUCUUGUACGAAUUUUGUUUCUUACGAUACGAUACUCAUGAAUUUAUAGGAGAAUUAGAUAAUUCUAAUGGUAUAAUUUACGCUAAUGUUGGAAACGUUAAUGGUGAUUUUACUACUUUCGAGAAGGUACUCGGAGAUUUAACGGAUAAAAUUACAGCAGAAGCUUUGGAUCGUAAAAAUAAAAUUGGGUUCGCCAAAGGACAAACUAAGUUAUCAGAAUUUGAGACAUUAUAUUCUUUGGUACAGUGCACUAGAGAUUUAUCUAAAUUUGCUUGCUCGCAAUGUCUAGCAACUGCCGUUGGAAAUUAUGCUGGGUUCUGUAAGGAUAAGAAAGGAUGUCGCUCCAUAUACAGUAGUUGUUUUGUUCGAUACGAGCUGUAUCCGAUAUUUUACCCGGUCAAUUCCGUCAAUUCCACGGACAAAAAUGUCUAUUCAAGACAUAUGUUGCAUCCAUAGAGUUAAAGCCAGCAAUAAUACGGCCCGGAAUGCCUACUCAAGAAUAAAAAAUGUCUAUUCAGGACAUUUGUUGUAUUUUAGAAGAAUAUUAAAAGUUUGUAAUAAUUUGCUCUUGCAUAUUGAUUCAUUUAGGAACUUUCUUUCGGUAGGAUGGAUUUCUAUCUCCCUUUGAUAGCUUGAACGGUUUGUUAUAACAACUAUUACUUUUAUAGCGCGUUU